AUGUCUUCGCCCCAGCAACGGCUCUCCUCUAUCUCGAACCAGCUUUCGGGUUCGAACGCUGCGUCCUCCAGGGAGAAAUUGCUGGCCAAAAACCCUGACGAUGUCGUAAUAACGCUUGCUGUUCGAACUCCGCUCACAAAGGCGAGGAAAGGUGGUCUUAAGGACACCCGUCUCGAUGACCUGUUAAUUUCCCUAUUGACGAGCGUGCGCGAAAAGUCCAAGCUGGACCCUACCCUCGUCGAAGAUGUCUCCGUUGGCAACUGUCUCUGCCCCGGCCAGGCAUACGUUGCCCGUUCUGCUGUGCUUGCAGCAGGAUUCCCCGCUUCUACGGCCGCAUCUGUCUCCAACCGAUUCUGCUCUUCUGGAUUGCUGGCGAUUCAGAACAUUGCAAACCAGGUGAUUGCUGGCUCGAUCGAUGUUGGUAUUGCCGUUGGCGCGGAGAGCAUGAGCACAAAUGCCGACGGCGGUGCACCGGACCUGUCUAAUUCGAUUCUGUCGCACCCUGUUGCCUCGCAGAACAUGCAGCCCAUGGGUCAGACCUCUGAGAAUGUUGCUGGUCAAUUCAGCAUCUCUCGUGAGCAGCAUGACCAGUUUGCUGCCAAGAGUUACCAGAAAGCAGAGGCUGCUCAGAAGGCUGGCUGGUUUGAAGAUGAAAUCGUACCCGUCAAGACGCAGAUCAAAGAUCCCAAGACUGGUGAAGUCAAAUCCGUUGUUGUUGACAAAGACGAUGGCAUCCGAUAUGGCACAACUGCCGAGUCACUGGGCAAGAUUCGGGCCGCAUUCCCUCAGUGGAAUCCAAGCAACACCACUGGCGGCAAUGCCAGUCAGAUCACCGAUGGUGCUGCGGCAGUUUUACUCAUGAAACGGUCUCGUGCUGAGGAACUCGGGCAACCCAUUAUCGGCAAGUUUGCUGGAGCAACAGUUGUUGGCUUAGAACCCAGAAUUAUGGGGAUCGGCCCCUCGUUGGCCAUUCCUAAGAUUCUUUCCAAGUUCGGUUUGACCAACAACGAAAUUGACAUCUUUGAAAUCAAUGAGGCAUUUGCAUCCAUGGGCGUAUACUGCGUUCAGAAGCUAGGCUUGGAUAUGUCCAAGGUAAAUCCUCGCGGCGGUGCGAUUGCCUUCGGCCACCCAUUGGGAGCAACAGGCGCGCGCCAGGUUGUUACUGCUCUAUCAGAACUGCGACGGCAGAACAAGAGAGUGGCUGUAACUUCCAUGUGUGUUGGAACGGGUAUGGGUAUGGCCGGUAUCUUCGUUUCCGAACACUAG
This is a messenger RNA of Aspergillus puulaauensis, 1266 nucleotides long. RefSeq names its product putative peroxisomal 3-ketoacyl-coA thiolase (Kat1). NCBI's taxonomy places the organism in Eukaryota, Fungi, Ascomycota, Eurotiomycetes, Eurotiales, Aspergillaceae. The transcript is spliced from 5 exons. Gene Ontology annotation, molecular function: acetyl-CoA C-acyltransferase activity. Gene Ontology annotation, cellular component: peroxisome. Bases 1 to 1266 code for a protein of 421 amino acids. The record is from RefSeq and is a predicted model, not a curated record. Gene Ontology annotation, biological process: fatty acid beta-oxidation; phenylacetate catabolic process.